UACCAUUAUAUAAUAUAUUUCAAGACGCACAAACGUGUAAACCCUUCAUAGAACGCGUAUACAAUACAUAUUAUUCCUGGUUCUGUUUUCCCGGGGUUUGUUGAUAGUGAAACACACGCACUGAGAAUCAAGACCCAACAUUGUCGGUCUGUUUCGUGUGCUUUUUUAAAUCGGAUUGUUCCUACUAUUGACUGUUGUAUGAACACAAAUGAGUUGCACAGGAGACAGCGACACUGUCGCACGUACCAAACGAAAAGUCGCGUACAUUUACAGCCCGGAGUACAUAGAAACAUGCGAUUCUUUAUCCAAAGUGCCCAAACGGGCGAGCAUGGUGCACUCUCUGAUAGAGGCAUAUGAGCUCCUCGACGACAUGAGUGUGGUGAAACCCCGCAUGGCCACCAUCCAGGAGAUGGCCCAGUUCCACACGGACGCCUACCUGGAGCACCUGCACAAGAUCAGCCAGGACGGGGACAACGACGACCCCCAGUCUGGGGACUACGGCCUGGGUUAUGACUGCCCCAUCGUGGAGGGGAUCUUUGAGUACGCGGCGGCGGUGGGCGGGGCCACGCUGACAGCGGCCCAGUGUCUGCUGGAGCGCCGCUGUGAUGUCGCCAUCAACUGGGCCGGGGGCUGGCACCACGCCAAGAAGGACGAGGCGUCAGGGUUCUGCUAUGUGAACGAUGCUGUGCUGGGGAUCCUGAAGCUGAGGGAGAAAUACGACCGUGUGCUUUAUGUAGAUGUUGACCUUCACCAUGGAGACGGUGUGGAGGAUGCGUUCAGCUUCACCUCCAAGGUCAUGACCGUCUCGCUCCACAAGUUCUCCCCUGGGUUCUUCCCUGGCACGGGGGAUGUAUGUGAUACAGGUCUAGGUAAGGGUCGCUGGCACUCUGUUAACGUUCCUAUGGAGGACGGCAUCAAAGAUGACAAAUACUACCAGGUGUUCCUCAGCGUGAUGCAGGAAGUGCGCGCGCUGUUCAACCCCGAGGCGGUGGUGAUGCAGCUGGGCGCCGACACCAUGGCGGGGGACCCCAUGUGCUCCUUCAACAUGACCCCCGUGGGCGUGGCCCGCUGCAUGCAGCACGUCCUGCAGUGGAGGCUGCCCACCCUGCUGCUGGGGGGAGGUGGUUAUCACCUCGCCAACACUGCUCGAUGUUGGACCUUCCUCACAGGGUCUGUCCUAGAGAGAACCCUGUCCUCAGAAAUACCAGACCAUGAGUUCUUCACAGAGUAUGGUCCAGACUACACGCUGGAAAUCUGUCCAAGUUGUAGACCAGACCGCAAUGACAGCAAGCACCUGGACCACGUCAUCACCACCAUCAAGGGGAAUCUGAAGAAUGUGGUUUAGAAGCCGACUGGCCCCUCAACACUCACACACACACACACACACACACACACACACACACACACACACACACACACACACACACACACACACACACACACACACACACACACACACUGCCUGAUGUUUCCAGGUUUGCAUGCACGUCUGCUUUAAUGAAGACAACAUGGAGAGAGGGCGAGAGAGAGAGAGAGAGAGAGCUAGAC
Messenger RNA from Gadus chalcogrammus (walleye pollock), 1548 nucleotides. RefSeq names its product histone deacetylase 8 (gene hdac8). Gene Ontology annotation, molecular function: histone deacetylase activity. NCBI's taxonomy places the organism in Eukaryota, Metazoa, Chordata, Actinopteri, Gadiformes, Gadidae. Bases 209 to 1345 code for a protein of 378 amino acids. The record is from RefSeq and is a predicted model, not a curated record. The transcript is spliced from 11 exons.